This is a messenger RNA of Triticum dicoccoides, 1361 nucleotides long. RefSeq names its product trihelix transcription factor ASR3-like. The record is from RefSeq and is a predicted model, not a curated record. The coding region runs from base 50 to 1144 and encodes 364 amino acids. The transcript has a single exon. Lineage: Eukaryota; Viridiplantae; Streptophyta; Magnoliopsida; Poales; Poaceae.
AAAAAAACUUGCGCCCACCAAAUCACGCGUUCCCCACUCCGUUCCCCUCAUGUCCAGCGCCGGCGACCCCGCCGGCGCGGCGGCCGCGGCGGCGCCCAACCCGUCGGUGCGCGCCCCGAGGCUGCCCCGCUGGACGCGGCAGGAGAUACUGGUGCUCAUCGAGGGCAAGCGCAUGGUUGAAGUCCGCGGCGGCGUGCGCGGCGGGAGGGGGCGCCUGGCGGCGGCGGCGGCGGCCGGGGCUACAGGGGAGACGGCGGCAGCGGCGCUGGAGCCCAAGUGGUCCGCGGUCGCGGAGUACUGCCGGCGGCAUGGCGUGGAGAGGGGGGCCGUGCAGUGCCGGAAGCGGUGGAGCAACCUCGCUGGGGACUGGAAGAAGAUAAAGGAGUGGGAGCGGGCGGCAGCCGGCGCGCGGGAGCCCUCGUUCUGGGCCAUGCGCAACGACGCGAGGCGGGAGCGCCGGCUCCCUGGGUUCUUCGACCGCGAGGUGUACGGCAUACUCGAAGGUCGAGGUCGGGGGGUCGUCGCCGGCAGCAGCUCCGGCGGUGGUGCCGCCGUGGAGGAAGUAGGGGUGGUGCGCAUGGAGGAGGAUGAUGAGGAGGAGGAGACAGGGGAGGAGGAAGAGGAGAGAGGGAAGGGGAAGGAGGUGGCAGUGGCAGUGGCAGUGAAGGAGACCGUGUUUGACAGUGGCCGGCCCGCCGGGGAGGAGGUGCUCUUCUCGGAGGACGAAGAGGAGGAAGAUGCUGAGACGCCAGAGGCGACUCCCGCACCACCGCCGGCGGUCAUCGCCCUGCCGAUUUCCGAGAAUUCAGAGGCAUCAAGGCAGCAGAGCGCACAGCAAGGCACAACAAAAGGCAGGCAAGGAGGGCAUCAAGGCAGCACCAAGACAGCAGGCUCACCGACACUGCAGCAGAGUGGGGAGAAGAGGCGGCGAACCGGCGACGACGGUGAGCCCAGAGCAGAAGGCAUAGCAGACAAGCUGCUGGAGAUCCUAGAGCGGAACAGCCAGAUCAUGACGGCGCAGCUGGAGGCGCAGAACGUGAACUCGGAGCGCGACCGGGAGGAGAGGAGAGAGCAGGCCAACAGCCUGGCCGUCGUGCUCGGCAGGCUCGCCGAUGCUCUUGGCAGGAUCGCCGAUAAGCUCUAGCUGCCUGGAGCUGGAGCUGCAUGCCUGGACAGAAGAAGUUGGGUGUACAGAUUGGUAUAGGAGGAUGAUUGCUCUCCUGGCAUUUGAUUCCUUUUUCUCUUUGUGAUGAACUUGUUCCGGAAUUCAGUCCGGAAGGGUGGGGAUUUAUCAUGUAUGUAGAGUGAUAAGGUUAUAUAUAAUAUCUAUACUGUAAUUCAGGUGAUCUGAUUCUUAACUA